Messenger RNA from Puma concolor (puma), 249 nucleotides. RefSeq lists its product as uncharacterized. Gene Ontology annotation, biological process: regulation of transcription by RNA polymerase II. Lineage: Eukaryota; Metazoa; Chordata; Mammalia; Carnivora; Felidae. Gene Ontology annotation, molecular function: RNA polymerase II cis-regulatory region sequence-specific DNA binding; DNA-binding transcription factor activity, RNA polymerase II-specific. The record is from RefSeq and is a predicted model, not a curated record.
AUGGCUGGUUCUCCGGGGUUGCUGACAUUCAGGGAUGUGGCCAUAGAAUUCUCUCAGGAGGAGUGGGGCUGCCUGAGCCACAGUCAGCAGGAACUGUACAGGGAUGUGAUGUUAGAGAACUAUGGACACCUUCUCUUCUUGGGUCUUGUUUUGUCAAAGCCAGACCUGGUCAUCUUUUUGGAACAAAAGGAGCUCUGGGAUGUGAAGAGAAAUCACACAGUAGCCUCACACCCAGGUAGGUGGGAAUGA